CACCUCCUUUAAACUUAUUAUUUUCUUUCUUUUCGAUAGUGUUGUUUUACUCACUACAAAAAAUAAAAGGUUCCCACAAAUUUUUGUACUCGCAAAUUUACAAGUUACAACCAAUCACUAGCUCCCAAAAAAAAUAUUUUUCAACUUCUUCAAAAUUCAGAGCUCAUAAAGUUUAAUUCUUUAAUUUAUUUAGUGCAAAAAACUAUCUUCAACACGGAUUACUUUCCUUAAAUUGUCCUCCAAUUUUCAGCUUUAUCUCAUUGAAAAAUCUCCAAAAAUCUUAUCUUUCCUACCUAUCUGUAGUAUUUCUGAUUUGAUUUGCAUUUUCACGAUUUAUUACCAUUUUCAGGUGUUAAAAGUUUGUAUUUUUUAAAUAAUAUAAGGGAUUAUUACCCUAAUACAUCCUUUGUCUGUGUAUAUAAAUAUCACUCAUUUGAUUGUUAGUAUAGUUUGUAUUGUAGUAAAACAGUGUUAUAAAAUUAUCCUCUGCUUCAGUUCAGUUCGUUAAGAUCUGCUUGAAAGAAGCUUUUGUUGUUUUCUGCUUAUCUUUUACUUGGUUGAUUGUUCAUCAUUUUCUUGCAGAAAAUGGGAUGUUUUUCUUGCCUGUUUUCCCCUAAAAAGAUUAUCAAAAUCGAAGAUACUGAUCGAGCUCGAUCUGCUUCUCGUACUUCAGUGGAUAAACAGAGAAAGGAUUGUUUGGAUGAGCAUGGAAAUGGUUGUGGUGAUGCAAAUGUAGGAGUUGCUAGAGUAAGUGACAAGGAUGCUCGGUCGAAAAGUCCUGCAAAAGCCUUCACAUAUCGCGAACUUUGUAUCGCAACUGGAAUGUUCAAUGGUGCUAAUAAGAUUGGUGAAGGUGGUUUUGGGAAGGUUUUCAAGGGAAGGUUGGAGACUGGGGAGAUUGUUGCAAUCAAACAAUUGAAUCAUGAAGGAGUCCAAGGAAGUCAGGAAUUUAUCAUUGAAGUUCUCAUGCUUAGCCUUCUUCACCACACCAAUCUUAUGGGCUUAAAAGGCUAUUGCACUGAUGGUGAUGAAAAACUCUUAGUUUAUGAGUACAUGCCUAAGGGUAGCUUGGAGGACCACUUAUUUGACCUGAGUCCUGAGAAGGUUCCCUUGGACUGGAACACUCGCAUCAAAAUUGCUGUUGAUACAGCAAGGGGUCUGGAGUAUCUUCAUUGCAAAGCCAAUCCACCUGUCAUCUUCCGGGACUUGAAACCUGCAAAUAUAUUACUGGACAAUGACUUCCAUGCAAGACUCUCAGACUUUGGGCUGGCCAAGUUGGGACCUGUUGGUGACAAGACCCAUGUCUCUACCCGUGUGAUGGGAACUUAUGGAUAUUGUGCACCCGAAUAUGCCAUGAGUGGCAAACUGACUGUAAAAUCUGAUAUCUAUAGCUUGGGUGUUGUUCUACUGGAAAUUAUCACUGGGCGCAAGGCAAUCGACCCAAAUAGGAGUCGUGCAGAGCAAAACUUAAUUAAUUGGUCACGCCCCUAUUUCAAGGAUCGGAGGAAAUUUGGCCAGUUAGCUGACCCAGCAAUGCAGGGUCGAUAUCCUUUACGCUGUCUCCAUCACGCCAUUGCUAUAACGGCCAUGUGUCUCCAGGAGCAGCCCGCUUACCGACCCCUCAUCAGCGAUGUGCUUGUGGCGCUUGAAUACUUGGCUUCACAACCUUACAAUCCCGAAGCUGCUGGUUCUGGAAACCAUAGCCCUUCACCGUCACAACGAGAUCGAAGCAGAUACUAGAGAAAAGUCGGUGACAUCCAAUUUAAACUUAAUUGUACAAAGUGGUGAGAGUGAAAGAAAGUUAUAUUACAUAUCUAAACAUAGCAUAUAUGCUUGGUUAUCUAGGUCAGAGAAAAUAAGAUGGUAGAAAUGGUUCAGGAGUCAUCAGAUGUUGUAUAGAGAUGUCCAUAUUGGAUUGUUGUGAUUUGUUUAAGGUUCCAUUUUUUAUCAGUACUUUGUUGCUGCCAAUAGAAAAAAAAAGGAUGAUCAAAUUAGAUCGAGUUAGAGAGUGAGUUAGAGGGAGAGUUAGAGAGAGAUAGAGAGAGAGCUUUAGCAAAUUUUUAGUUUGCACAUUUUUUUAUCAGUACUUUGUUAAAAGCUUGUUCUUUUAGCUCUUAGAUUGAAAUGAAACGCUUAUGUUAUAAUGUUGGGUAUUAUUUGGUUCUUUUUGUUCUUUA
Beta vulgaris subsp. vulgaris (sugar beet) is the source of this 2177-nucleotide messenger RNA. Its product is annotated as probable serine/threonine-protein kinase PBL21. The coding region runs from base 586 to 1740 and encodes 384 amino acids. Lineage: Eukaryota; Viridiplantae; Streptophyta; Magnoliopsida; Caryophyllales; Amaranthaceae. The record is from RefSeq and is a predicted model, not a curated record. Gene Ontology annotation, biological process: protein phosphorylation. The transcript has 8 exons. Gene Ontology annotation, molecular function: ATP binding; protein kinase activity.